Homarus americanus (American lobster) is the source of this 9371-nucleotide messenger RNA. It is a transcript of the gene Sil1, whose product is annotated as nucleotide exchange factor SIL1-like. The record is from RefSeq and is a predicted model, not a curated record. The coding region runs from base 135 to 1625 and encodes 496 amino acids. NCBI's taxonomy places the organism in Eukaryota, Metazoa, Arthropoda, Malacostraca, Decapoda, Nephropidae. The transcript has 8 exons.
ACGUGUGACUCGAGGGUUGGAGGAGGUGAUGACACAUCUUAGGACACGUACUGUAUAUUACUACCCAAUACACGCCACUGUCAACAACUGAUGUGUUAAUCUUCCCAGGUGUGAGUGACUGUGAAGACACAAGAAUGAAGUGGGUGUUGGGUGUAGUGGUGACGGCGGUGGUGAUGGUGUUGAUGAUCACAGACACUCGCAGUCAGGACAACCAGUUGGUGGUGGUGGAGACUGACGAUGACGAUGAUGGUGUCACUGUGGAGGAAUAUUCCGAGCCAAAGAAACUCGUUGACAUCAGUAAAGUUUUCAUCCCUACCAAGGAAUGGCAAGUUAUAGAGCCAGAUCAUGUGGUGCUUCCGGGUCUCCAUAUACGAAUGAACUUAGCGACGGGACUAAAAGAAGCAAAGCUCUUAGACGGGGAUGAUGGAACCGACUACGAGAAGUCAUUGGAGCGCUUACGUAAGACCGGCCACACUGGCGUUACUGGGGCCGGAGUCUCCUCUAACACCCCCACCCCAGAGGCUCCUCCCACUGAUGAUCAAGAUGAAGAAUACCCGAGAGCUGCACUCAUGAGGGACAAUAUACUUGAAGCUCUUAAGAAUAUUAAGAGUGAAGAUGGUUUGACCCCAGAGGAACUUAGUGAAGAAGCGGCAAACACCAAGGGAAAAUUUCGCUCCUACGGAGAACUGAAGAGAGACUUUAAGGAGUUGAAUAUUGCAGUGGAAACAGACUCAGAAAUAAUGACCAAAUUAAUGAAGCAAUACCGGGACUCUGACGAUGAUCGUGUCACCAUUCUGGAGGACCUAGAGUACCUUGUUCACCAGUUUGACAAUGCCAUCACCUUUGUUGAUAUGGGUGGACUCCAGCAGAUUGUAGUGACUGGAGUAAAUGCCAGCAGUAGUGCUAUAAAGAAAGGUGCCCUUCAUCUUCUGGGGUCAGCUGUACAGAGCAAUCCUAAGGUUCAGAUAGCUGCUGUGGAGGCUGGCUUAGUGCAGGCACUCAUCAGAGCGGUGGCAUAUGAUACGCAGGAAGGUGUGGCGCGGAAGGCCGUGUAUGCAUUAUCGUGCUUGGUGAGAGGAUUUCCAUUUGGACAACAAGUGUUGGUGCAACACGGGGGACUGGAGGUUCUACGUAAGGUGUUUGACCGCAAGGACUACCUCAGUUUGCCUCUUCAGCUGAAGGUGGUGUCUCUCCUUCAUGACCUCCUUGUGGAACGAGAGGAAGCGCAAGGUGAACGGUUGAAGCAGCUCCUCCGCCUCAACAUUAACGAACAACUGUCGACGGGAGGAUGGUGUCCAGCUGUGUCAUCUCUGUUAGCAGCGGCGUCAUUUGACCGGCGGGAUCGACGGUACGAUAUGGGCGCAGCGCUGAGGAAUGAGAUGCCACUCAGACCCGACCAUGACACGGUGGAUAAGGUUGUAUCAGCCAUGGGCAGAAUGGUAAAUGUGUGUCGUUACCAGUUCUACGAUGCCCUUCCUCUUCUCAGACAUCUGGCUCACACCUACAACGACUUGGCUUACAAAGAACAGUUCCAGGAUGACAACGACGAGGGUCAUGUGUUCAAGAGUAUAGCAGACAUGAUUCAAAGACUUCUAAAGAAUAUUGGACAAAGAAAUGAACUAUGAGCUUUAGAACUGUGUAUUAAACAAUGGUGAUAGUACAAAGUUUGCCCAAGAGCCCUUGUGUAUUUUGUUUUGUGAUUUAAAUUUUAGUAUGACUUGCAUGCCUUUUUUACAGUAUAAUUAAAAGAUAAUUCAUUGAUUUUGUGCUGAGCUAUAUCAGGUCACUCUUAAGCGUUUUACAGAGCAACAUCAGGUCACUCGGUCAUGUCUACAGAGCAACAUUUGGUCACUCUUUGACCUUGUAACAAACAACAGAGACUCCCUCACAUCCUGACCCAACAUUGCCUUUGUGUAUCCUUGUAUUCCACAUGCUGAUAAUCUAACACAGUAAAAAUUACAGUAAAUGGGCCUUUAAGUAAUUUUUUACUAUACUUUGAUUAGCAGAUAUCACAGUAAUUUUAGUGAAUUCGUGAAUGACUAGGUUUGGCUAACCCAUGCAAGUGUGGAAACUGGCCAUAAAAUGAUAAUAAUGAUGACUUGACAUCUUAAGGCCUGAGUUAUAGGUUUGAAAAGUGUGCACUAAUUGUGUUGCAAGCAUCACCAUGAACUAACCACCACCCUUCAGUAAGUAGUUGUGAUAAUCUGGAGUACAUUUUUCCCCACACCAGUUACAAGUAAGUUAUUCAUACACAUAACAAGGACAUUGUACUUGGGAUGAAAGGCUUUUUUCCACACAUUCUUUGUAUCCUUGACCAUCAGAAGGAAGAACUGUUCCUCCUCAGUCAUAAAUGGUGGUAUUGUUUCAAGAGCCGUGGUAAUUAAUGAUGACCAGUGUGCUGUACUCGGGCGUAUAAAGAAAGCUUCCUGUACGUGAGUAGGAUUGAUUAAACACUGUACUGAUCUCUUGUAAUAACCUCCCACUGGACGCUGUUGUACUGUUGUUAUCUUUCACAAUGAAAUGUGUUAUAUACUGAAUGGUAACAAGUAUCAAUUCCUUCUUUUACCUUUCUAGAGUAUUGACUACACAGGGUUAUCACUCGGAAGCUCUUCCUGAAGUCUUCCUUCUCUCACACACCCGCCCCUUUAAUAUCUUAUUCACAUUUUGACUUCAAUAACUCCUAAAAGAAACUACUGUUGUUAAGUUUUUAGCUAUUGAUAGUCAGAUAGAUAAAUAUUCAGUAAAAUUUUCCAACUAAGUUUACAUUGACUCGGCAGUUGUCUUAGAGGCGUUUUGCAAAACACAGUACGUAUACUGUAAGGUUGGAAACAGAAUACAUAACCUUCCCUAUGGUUUUUAAUGAAUAAAAUAUGGUGUCCAAUUGUUUACAGUUUGCCUAACGGGCACAGUAUGGUAUGAUCACAGUUUUCCGUCCUGGUGGGUGAGGAGGCAGAUGUCUUUUUUUGUUAGUACAGUACCGUACUGUAAGUUUUAUUGAAUAAAUGACGAUAAAAUACUUGAUACUUGUAAACCUCUCGGGUAUAGCAGUUGACAUCCUAACCCUUUUGGGGUGAUCUCAUUGUUAAUUAUGUCCAGGUGUCAUGUGGAAUUAUACCAGUAAGCUGUUGAUGAAAGUCUUAUUAUACAGUACCUGUACAGGUAAAUCCAAAUUUAUGAGGAUUUUAUUUAUAAAAAUUAAAAGUUAUGGGAUAAUAUUUGUCCAUCACUUUAAUGUAUAAACAAAAACCUAUAGAUAAGAAAAAAUUCGUUGUUUUUGUAUUAUUUUUCUUAAGUACAGUAUACAUAUUAAUGAAAAUACGAUAAAAUAGUGCCUUGUUUUUUGUUACUUUUUCACUGUCCGUAUUCUUACUUAUUUUACUAACUCGCAUUUUUAUAAUUCUCUAACACUUGCAAUGUUAUUAAUUUUACAAAUAAGCUUUUGAUGUGUCCCCAUUCACCUACGUAAUUUUUAUUGACAAGCUCUACCAGGAACGUUGCCCUCUCAUAAAUAGUGGUCCGCCUGUACUGUAGCUUGUUCAAGGUGUUGGAUGAAUAAUUUGUAUUACAUGAACCAGUUGUAAUAUUUACCUCUUAAAUUAUUUCAUAUUUUUCUGAGUAAUAUACUUUUGAACAUAAGUACUCUAUUGUCGUCUAAUUCUUAUUAAUAUUAUAUACAAAUAAAAUAGGGGGUUGUUGAGACAAUAUUUGAUGUGGAUAAUACUUACUGAGCUAGGAAGAGCUUAUGGUACAGUACAGUAAAUUGCAGAAGAAAAAACUUUGUAGAAGUGUUGAGAUUCUGGUGAUUUGUUCAGACUUUUCCUAAACCAUGUACCAUAGUUAGGAUCACCUGAAGAUUUGCACCUGAUGACUAAGACACCCUUACUUAUUUUUCCUGAUACUGCCUUAACCUUUUGGCUGCGGGAAGUUACCCUAAGCUGAAUGGAAUCAUCUGGCAGUAGCCAGAAUAAAAUGGUAAGUGCAGGAAUUGCAGCAAAAGGGUUAAUCUAACCUAACCUAACUUAAUCUCAUCUCCCACCAGGUAGCAUUGGGUUGGUUAAUAAUCAGAUGAAAUAAGCUGGGGCUAAUCUUCAGGUGAAAUAAGCUGUAGCGAGUUAAUCUUCAGGUGAAAUAAACUAGUGUAAAUUAAUCUUCAGGUCUUCCUCUGAUUGCUCUCUGUGACCACCACCUUGAGAAUGAUUACUAGUUUGAAAACAUACAGGAGUAUAUAUCAUUAGUAUGAACUAUCAUAUACUAUACUGUAAGUUAAACUCACAAGACCUCUAUAGCCAUGUUGAAAGUGGCCAAGAGAUAGAAGACUCUUUCUACUUGGUCAUUCAUUGUCUCUUGUGUAAAUGUGUACUAUUCAGGUACAGUACUUAUUUCUCUUCCUUGUAUCAGUGUAGCUUCAUGCACCGGUAAGGUUAUGACUAGUGAUAUCUCCGUUAGCCGGGACAAUUGGUGCAGAGCACUUCUGGGUAAUGAGACUACGGUACUCUCCCAAAGCUGGAAAAUGAUCCCUCAUCCCUGGAAUUUUCCGUGAACCGGGAACUUUUUCGCGGAAGUUCCAGAAAUUGCGCACUACAUCUUCUCUCAAACCCGGAAAUAAAUGCCCUAUUCCCCGACUUUUUCCGGGUACCAGAAUUUUUUCAGAAUUUUCCAGAAUGAUCCAUUAUUUCAUCUCUCAAAGCUGGAGAAAAUCCCCCAUCUCCGGAAUGUUACGUGUACAGAUUCCGGAAAUUUUUUUCUCAAUUUCUGAAAAAUGCGCCCGAUUUUCAUCUCUCGACCCCGGAAAAAAAAUCCCCCAUCUCCGGAAUGUUACGUGUACAGAUUCCGGAAAUUUUUUUCUCAAUUUCUGAAAAAUGCGCCCGAUUUUCAUCUCUCGACCCCGGAAAAAAAAUCCCCCAUCCCCGGAAUUUUCUGAAUACCCUGUACAGGUACCAGGAAAAUUCUGGAUAUCGGAGAGUUCCGGUUAAAAGGGUUUCCAGCUAAAGGAAAUAAUAUUUAUAUCUCUCUUGAGUUUUGUAAAAGACUUGAAUGAAGAGACUUUCUGUACUCGUAUACUGUACAUUGUAUAUGGAAUUGAUGUAAUUUUAGGCGGGUUUUGUGUUUAGCAAGGAUAUUACUGUGUAAUGUAUCAUUCAAAGUUACUCAGGAAAUUGAUUUAGAAUGAGAGACUUGUUUAAAGGACGUUGACUAAUGAGAGUAGGCGAUGAGACAGGUGACAUAGUUCUGUCUCAUAAUUUUUGAGGUUUGAUUGACUACUGUAGUGUAUUUCCUAACCUUGUUAUGCUCUUAAAGGCCCAAGUUGUUGAAGCAGAGUACAGUACAAUAAUAUUAUAACCUCAAUAAAAAAUAUAGAUGGAGUAUGUUAAUGGUCUGAGUAUACUGUACUGUAGAUACAUCACAUUGAUCUGUGAAAAGUUGCAUGCUUGUCUUAUUUCUGGUGCAGUCGCUCUGUGGUUCUGUGUGUAGCCAGUGGGUUCACACAUUAUUUAUAUUUACAAUAAAACAUGACUUUUUUUAAUCAAUAGACCUACCUGUUUUUUUUUAUUAUUUCUUUGUGAUAAUGCCAAACUGGGGUUAAAUUUUUUAUUUCUUGGGAUGGGAAGUACCACUUGGAUAUUGUUUAGUAAUCUCUGGGUGAUAUGCACAUGCUGGGAUACAAUUUGGAUAAAGAGAAGGGAAAAUAGGCGAGUUGAUUAAUGUGUGACUCAGAUCUCCCGAGCAAGCAUCGGCACUGUCCCCAUGGCUCUUCUUAUGACACAGACGGUGGACAGAAAAAACAGUAUUCUUGGAUCCUCUGGUACAGUAUAGUAUUCAAUAUUAUUGUCAUGGUGUUUGGUCUCUUGGUCAGGUAUUGUACAGUAUUGUAUUGCCUGAAAUGAGGGAAUUAUACAGUGUCCAUAAAUUAUUUGACCCAUUUUAAAAAUUAAUAAACUUGAAUAUUGGAAUAACAAAUGGUGCACAUGUGGAAGUCUAUAACGACCAGAAAAUUUUUUCACGAGUUAGUUGUUCAUUAUGUACUACACGGUUAUCCCUCAUUUAACAAUGGGACUGUGUUUCUGAGAAACCUAACACGAAGCAAAAUUAUCGCCAAACUAGGGAUGACAGCAAAGCACGGAGUGCAAACGACAGGUUCAAAUGGCAGGGUGGUAAACACCGAGUAUAGUACAAUACUGUAUUCCCUAAUAAUAAACAUAAACGAGUUUGUUAUAAAUUGUUUCGAAGCUAAACUCUAAAUUUAUUAACACCAAACUUCUAUAUAAACAAUGUGGUUCACUGUUAAGCGAUUUAGUGUGCAAAGGGGGAGCCUAAUUUGAACCAAUUUCAAAUUGCAUAUGUCAAAAAUGAAAAAAAAAAUUGCUUUGAUAAACAAAGUUUAUACAUAGCAUAUAUGUGACACAGUUCAGCUGAAAAAUCACCCAGCUGACUGAGAGACCUGUGGCUGGGUUGUGUGUAUACUGUAACAACACGUUGGGGAGCAAGGCUGGUCUUGCAACAUACUGCCUCCACAAAUAUGUUCACUUUACUCAUACACACUCGUGGUCUUCAUUUUCUUAUUUUAUAGUUUUAUAUUAUACUAAUUUAUUUCUAAGCCACAUUGGAGUAUUGUAAGGAUUUUCCGCAACAUUUAUAGUUUCGUUACAAGUAACAAAAGCAACUUGCCAUUUCACAGGCCAACCUUAACCCCAGUUUUUCUCUCUUCACAGGGGGUCCAGGUGUCCCUAAACCAAAUUUUGACCUGACAUUGAGGUAGUGUCAAAAACAUUUUUUUACUAAACUGAAUUAAUGCUAAAUGAAGGAUACCUGUAUAUUAAAACCAGCAUAUUUUAUUUAUGCUGUUUUUGAAGUUAUGAAUUUUUAAAAUGGGUCAGAUAAUUUUGGGAGACUUUGUACAUGUACAGUAUAACAAUAUUGGAUCCCAGUAGUAGGACACCUCAGGUGUUAGACUUGAAAAACUAAAUACUGUGCAGUAUACUGUACUGUAUGUAUAAAUAAAUAUUUUCUUGAGUUUAAAACAAAAAGUUUGUGAACCUUGGAGGUCUUAACAAUAAGGUUAUUCUUUUGUGUUGGUUCCUCCAUAAUUAUUAGAGUUAAUGUACAUGUUGAAUGCUGUGCAGAGUUGCCUCACAGGAAAAUAUAUAUAUAUAUAUAUAUAUAUAUAUAUAUAUAUAUAUAUAUAUAUAUAUAUAUAUAUAUAUAUAUAUAUAUAUAUAUAUAUAUAUAUAUAUAUAUAUAUAUAUAUAUAUAUAUAUAUUCUCUCUCUCUCAUAUUUAGUUAUGGGAGGCACAGAACCCGUAUCUCCAAGUGCCCAACCUAUGACCUAUUUGCCAAUCACGUACGUCGUGAUAUUACUACUGCAAUGUUUUUGUUUGAGGACUCUGGUUACUGCAGGGGUGUAGGAACAGAUUACCACAACUACUAAAAUAUGUCAAGUUUAAACUUACUUGCAAAGAAGCAGGUAUUGUUCAUGUUUCUGCCUCUACUCAGCUGCCAUAGUGUCUUUGGUUGUAUAUUGUAUUGUGAGACAUCGCCAUGGUUAUGAAAUAUGUUGCUUUCUUAUGACCGAGGGUCAGACUGAUGAGUCCUGAGUAAGAAGGGGCAGAAAAAGUGUUUGCCUGAAUGUCCAGAAGAAUGAUGAAAUGAUAUUUGUCUUGGGCCAGAUACCAAUGGGGCAAGUCCAGGUUUUAUAACAAUAAGAAAGUUUGUAUAAGAUACUGAAGGGGAGUGAAGCUGUAGCUCACAUGAUUUUGUUGUCUUAUACAAGUUGUAUAUAUUUUCUUGCCUUGAAGAGCUUUUAUUAUCUGUUGUGUUUUUAGGUAUGGUACUACACAUCAAUUUCUCCUGUUUAUGAUGCCCACAUUUUCAGUGAAUGUGGGUAACCAUUUCAAAGGUGAUUGUCUUUAUACCAUUUGUUUUUUCUAUAAGAUAUGGACAAAAAUAAGACUUGAGACAGUGUAUUCUAUCAUUACCUCAGUUUCUGAAGGAUAUGUGAUGUCAGACCUGAGCCAAAAGGCUGAAUUCCUUAACAAUAUUUAUGUGUUGAUGUUCAUCACCAAAACUGUUAGUGUCAGGUUAUUUAAGUCUUCAGGAAAGAUUAUGCAAACACCUUUGUGCUUUGUGUGUGUGGAAAAUAUAUGAAUGAAGCAGCUUCAGGAAGUGCCUUGAUGGCCCAGUAUUGGGCCAUCAAGGCACUUCCUGAAGCUGCUUCACUGAUUCAACCAUGGGUGAUUUGAACUCACACUGGUUGGUUGGUUGGUUGGUGUAAGGGACUUUUGUGCACGACAGUAGAUAAGCUCAGUAGGUAAUGUACAGUAUAUUGAAGUGUAUACCUUCAUGAACAAUAUUUUGUUUGGUAUUAUUAAAGUACAGUAAAGUAUGUAGAGUUGUUUAAGUAAUGCUUUACAUCAGGAGAUAUUGUUUAGUUAACUGGAAAGAAGUAAAGAAAAAAAGGUAGUUUUGACAUGAUUGGUCAUGUUUUUGUGACUUUUUUCAAGAAUCAUUGUUUGUAAAGGUCAUUGGAAAGAUGUUAAUAAAGUGUAGAAAGUUAUUUAGAGUUAGUUAAGUUGACAGGUUAAUGGAGUUAUAGAAUAUAACUCAUCCUUUCUUAGCUUGAUAUGAUGAAACAGUGAUGACAAUAAUGUAGAUAUAUCAUCAUAUCUGUAUUUGUCUAGUCAUUACUACUGUUUUCACUUUCUGAAUAGCUUAAAUGCUUUUGGUUAUAUUGUAAAUACAGUACAGUUCAGUAUAUUGGUGUGUUAUAGUGCCCACCUACAGCAGUUGUCCAAGUAUAUAAUAAAAAUGUUGCGCAGUCAAAUAUUGGAUAUUUAUUAUAUUUUGUUAAUUUCUCUCUAGGCCAACAAAAAACUAAGUACUGUAUUAAUAUAAAGGAUAUAUUUAAAGAUCACUGCUUUCAUUUUUAUGUUGAAUAGUGAUACUGUAGUAGUAAAUUGGUCCAGUAGGAUUGGUCUCCAUUAUACCUGUACUUGUAUGUUUUCAUGUCGUGUGUUGUAUUUAAUGGUAAUUUAUAUCUUACAACUGGAUGACUGUUUAUUAUAUUGUACAGUUUAGGAACGCUUCACCAUGUUCAUCCAUUAAGACAUUCAUCCACCCCCUCCCUCUCCUAACUCCUUACACACACCAACUGGUCUGGCCUGGCAUCGUUUUAAGGGGAUGGGGGUAAUCCUCUUAGUACUUAAUGCUACAGAAACAGUUCAAUAACAGACAUAGUGAACCUUCAAGUCCUGUCAUCUUAAGGCUUUACACUUCACUUCACUUUUUUUGCUUUCACAGUAUUGUCUUUCUAGUGAAAGGUAAAAUGAUUGGCACUCUGAACACCCAUAUUAAAUAAUAAUUCAUCUCACAUUUAA